AAUUCCUUUCCCCGGAACUAAAGAACUGUGUGCACGGCGACCGCCACGUUGGGGUUUGAAUGUUGCACCGGGUCCUCCUGCCUGUGUUCCGCGUCCUCCUGUUGGUGGGAAGUUGAGGCUUAGUGGACGCGGCCUCUGAGGAGAAUUGCUGCUUAUGGCAGGGAUUUUGCGCUCAGUGGUUCAGAAGUCCUCAGGCACACUACAGACUGUGACAGAUGGUGUGAAAUCACUUAUUGGCACACAUUGGGUUCGCCACAAAUUUACCAAAUCAAGAAUUCCCGAUAAAGUGUUUCAACCUAAACCUGAAGAUCAUGAAAAAUAUGGUGGGGACCCCCAGCACCCUCAUAAACUUCACAUUGUUACCAGAAUAAAAAGUACAAAAAGGCGUCCAUACUGGGAGAAAGAAACAAUAAAGAUGCUUGGACUAGAAAAAGCACACACCCCUCAGAUUCAUAAGAACAUCCCUUCCGUGAAUGCAAAAUUGAAAGUGGUCAAACACUUGAUAAGAAUCCAGCCCCUGAAGCUGCCACAAGGACUUCCAACAGAAGAGAACAUGUCCACCACGUGCCUCAAGAGCACUGGGGAGUUGGUGGUGCAGUGGCAGCUGAAGCCUGUGGAGCAGGAUGUAAAGUCCUGAUGCCUCCCCAGGGCUUCAGAGUGAAGAAUGAAGGCCAUUGCUGUUAUUUAAAAGGAAGUGUUUUCAUUAAAGUAUAUUUUAAAUCCA
Nannospalax galili (Upper Galilee mountains blind mole rat) is the source of this 724-nucleotide messenger RNA. It is a transcript of the gene Mrpl30, whose product is annotated as mitochondrial ribosomal protein L30. Gene Ontology annotation, biological process: translation. Gene Ontology annotation, molecular function: structural constituent of ribosome. The coding region runs from base 155 to 637 and encodes 160 amino acids. Gene Ontology annotation, cellular component: mitochondrion; large ribosomal subunit. Lineage: Eukaryota; Metazoa; Chordata; Mammalia; Rodentia; Spalacidae. The record is from RefSeq and is a predicted model, not a curated record. The transcript is spliced from 6 exons.